AUGCGAUAUGAAAUAAAUGGAAUAGAGAUACAAAAAUUAAAAUCACCCGGAGUGUCGUCUUGCUUGAAAGCGUUCUGCUCCUAUACUCCAAAUGAAAUGAAUACAUUGGACAACUGUGCUUGGGACUCGGCAAUGGACGGUGAAGAUAAUAAAAAUUUUAUGACCGGCAAUGUAUUUACCGGAUGCAUACCUCUAAAACAUUUAUUCGGAUUUUAUGAAGAUUAUAAAAAAAUUUUACUCAAUUGCAAUCAACAACUAAUUUUAAAUCGUUCGUCUACUGAUUUGGAUGCAAUACGUGUUGUGGAUGCCGGAGCCACCGAACACGUUGAGAAAAAUAAAAAAAUUACAAUUGAACUGACUAAGGUGACUUGGAAGAUGCCUAUUAUCAAAGUCAGUGAUAAAGAAAAAUUAAAGUUAUUGAAAGUAUUAGAUUCUCGUAAAACACUAUCGUGUGCGUUCAGAACCUGGGAUCUAUGCGAGUAUCCAGUACUCCCUAGAAAUACAUCGCAUUCGUGGACUGUUAAGUCUAGCACUUUGCUCGAAAAACCUAGAUUUGUUUUGUUCGGAUUACAAACAGGUAGAAAAAACAAUAUCGAAACUGACGCUGGUCGAUUUGAUCACUGUCAACUAAAAAAUCUUAAGGUACACUUAAACUCUGAAGUGUAUCCAUAUGAAGACUUUCGAGCUGAUUUUAAAAAUAAUACCACCAGCAUACUUUACAAAGCUUAUACAGACUUUCAAAAAUCGUAUUACGAAAGAGAUUAUUGUGAACCAUUGUUAUCAAAACAUGUUUUUCAAACUUAUACUCCAAUCGUCGUUGUUGAUUUGUCGUACCAGAAUGAUAACGUUAAAUCAUCGACCGUAGACCUACGAAUAGAUUUUGAAACGGACACAGUUAUUCCAGAAAAGACUGCAGCUUAUUGUUUAAUACUACAUGAUCAGAUUAUAACUUACAAUCCGUUUAGUGGAGAUGUUAGAAAAUUGUAA
Rhopalosiphum padi (bird cherry-oat aphid) is the source of this 987-nucleotide messenger RNA. RefSeq lists its product as uncharacterized. The record is from RefSeq and is a predicted model, not a curated record. Bases 1 to 987 code for a protein of 328 amino acids. The transcript has a single exon. NCBI's taxonomy places the organism in Eukaryota, Metazoa, Arthropoda, Insecta, Hemiptera, Aphididae.